UUACGCUUCUUGUUUUUGAAUUACAAUUUAAAAUACCUAAAAAUAUUUUCAUUCCUUAAAUGUCGUCGUACUUUUUAGAAUAACAAACGUUUUAUAUUGAUUCUUUUAUGAAGAGUUUGAUGAAAUGAAUCAAACUAAAAGAGAUAUUAAUUUAAUUUAUCUACAGUACUUAUAAUUCAACUGCUUCUUAUAUUAAAGUAAUGUCAGGAGAAACUCAAAAAAGUAUUGUUUCCCUCAUUGAAGAUGGAGGUAAUAAACCUGUUUUGACUAAAUACGUAAAGUUAAAUGUUGGAGGUUCACUUUUCUACACAACGUUGGGUACAUUAACUAAAAGAGCUGAUAGUAUGUUGCGAGCAAUGUUUAGUGGUAGAAUGGAAGUGUUAACUGAUACUGAAGGUUGGGUUCUAAUUGAUCGAGCUGGAAAGCAUUUUGGAAGAAUCUUAAAUUAUCUUCGGGACGGACAGUGUCCUAUGCCUGAAGAUAAAAUGGAGUUAAAAGAGCUUUUGGCAGAAGCAAAGUAUUAUUGCCUUCAAGAACUUAUUAAUUGUGUAGAAGAUGAACUAAAGAAAAAGGGGGAUGAUGUUGAACCUCAGUGUCGCGUGCCUCUUGUAACUUCUUCAAAAGAGGAGAGAAUGUUAAUUAUGAAUGCAGAAAAACCUGUCAUUAAGUUGGUGUGCAAUCGAUACAAUAAUAAAUAUUCCUAUACAAGCCAAUCUGAUGACAAUAUUCUAAAGAAUUUAGAGCUUUUUGACAAACUCUCGUUACGCUUUAACGGAAGAAUACUUUUUAUAAAAGAUAUUAUUGCCAACGAUGAAAUAUGUUGUUGGUCAUUCUAUGGAAACGGUAAAAAAGUUACCGAAGUUUGUUGUACUUCAAUAGUUUAUGCUACAGAACGAAAGCAAACAAAGGUAGAUUUUCCUGAAGCUAGAAUUUACGAGGAUACCUUGAACAUUUUGUUAUUUGAGGGUCGUGGAGAACUAGCGGCCCUUGAUCAGUUACUACGUGCAACUAAGUCAUUAAAUAGAAAUCGUGAUCGAGAGCGUGACGAUAAUGAUGAAGGAUCAAAUAUGAGAAGGUCAAGAGUUCACCAGCUUGCUAAUGACUCGUGAUUUUUUUCUUUUUUUUUUUUUUUUUAACAUUACAAUUUUGUUACUAAAUCAAAUUUUUAUAUUGGAGUAAAGUUAAUUUCAUGCAAUUUUUAUAUUGGAGAAAGUUUCCCGCAAUUUUUAUAUCGGAAAAUUUUCCGUAAGAAUUAUAUUAGAGAAAAGUUUCUGCAUUUAUUA
Hydra vulgaris (swiftwater hydra) is the source of this 1283-nucleotide messenger RNA. RefSeq names its product BTB/POZ domain-containing adapter for CUL3-mediated RhoA degradation protein 3. The record is from RefSeq and is a predicted model, not a curated record. NCBI's taxonomy places the organism in Eukaryota, Metazoa, Cnidaria, Hydrozoa, Anthoathecata, Hydridae. Gene Ontology annotation, biological process: protein homooligomerization. Gene Ontology annotation, molecular function: protein binding.